ACAAAAUUACAAAUAAUAUCCGCGGAUUGCAGCGUCUCUCACAGUCCUCUCCAUCUUCCUUCCUUUCCACAGCAAUGCUGUCGCUCUCUCCAUUAUAUUUUCUCCUCCUCGCUGCUUUUGUGGUCAAUGGCCGGACAGCCGCCACCGGAGAAUACCUUAAACUCCCAUUGCUUUGCAAAACCCCACGUCCAUCCCCUACUCAGUCCCUACUCCUCGACAUUUACCGCCUUUCCCAUCUCCACCGCAUCCCCGACCACAAGCACAAGCAAAUCAUUAAAUCCCCGGUGGUUUCUGGAGCCCCAUCCGGAUCGGGUCAAUACUUCGUGGAGCUCCGGCUGGGCUCCCCUCCCCAGUCUCUGCUUCUAGUGGCAGAUACCGGCAGCGAUCUCCUCUGGGUUACCUGCUCUGCUUGUCGCCAGAAAUGCUCCUUCCUUCAUCGUCCCGGCACCGCAUUUCUCGCUCGCCAUUCCUCUUCCUUUUCUCCCCACCACUGCUUCCACGCUACAUGUAGCCUUGUCCCUCACCCAGACCGGAACCGGUGUAACCGCACUCAACUCCACAGCCCCUGCCGCUACGAAUACGAAUAUUCCGAUGGGUCCAAAACAAGUGGCUUCUUCUCCAAGGACACGACGACGUUGAACACCAGCUCCGGAAGAGAAGCUAAGCUCCCGAACCUCUCCUUCGGAUGCGGUUUUCGGAUCUCGGGUCCUAGUGUCUCCGGCGCCAGCUUCAAUGGGGCCCACGGGGUCUUGGGCCUAGGCCGUGGAUCCAUUUCGUUUACCUCCCAACUGGGCCGUUAUUUUGGAAACAAGUUCUCUUAUUGCCUCAUGGAUUACACAUUAUCUCCGCCACCCACGAGCUACCUCAUGAUCGGCGGCGGACAGAAUGCCGUUUCAAAAAACCCGAAAAUGAGCUUCACUCCGUUGUUGAUCAAUCCUUUGUCUCCCACAUUUUACUACAUUGGGAUCAACGGCGUCUCCGUAAACAACGUGAAAUUACAGAUUGACCCUUCUGUUUGGUCCCUUGACGAGAUGGGCAACGGCGGGACGGUGAUUGAUUCCGGCACGACUCUGACUUUCUUACCAGAGCAGGCUUACCGUCGGAUUCUCACUGCGAUCGAACGGCGAGUGGAGCUACCUGGUCCAGCAGAGCUAACUCCGGGAUUCGACCUCUGCGUGAACACAUCUGGCGGUUCGAUGUCGAGGUUGCCCAGACUGAGCUUCAAGCUAAGCGGCGAUUCGGUGUUUGCACCUCCGCCGAGGAACUAUUUCAUCGAGACGGAGGAGGGAGUGAGGUGCCUGGCGAUUCAAUCCGUUGCCACGGAAACGGGUUUUUCGGUGAUAGGGAAUCUAAUGCAACAAGGGUUCUUCUUCGAGUUCGAUAGGGACAGGUCCCGGCUCGGCUUUUCACGCCAUGGCUGCACCCUGCGUUAACAAUUAAGCAACCCAAGGAGUCUAGAACUCGUUGAGUUACUUUCUUUUAAGUUCGGUGUUUUGCAAUCUGUACUUAAAUGCAAAUUAUGAAAAUAUCAGCCAUUUAUCAAGGAUUCCUUACUAAUUGAAUGGUUAGUAUUUGGUAAGUUAAGGGUGCAUUUGGUUUAUCAGU
Molecule: messenger RNA, 1605 nt
Organism: Rubroshorea leprosula
Lineage: Eukaryota; Viridiplantae; Streptophyta; Magnoliopsida; Malvales; Dipterocarpaceae
Source: the annotation of a GenBank genome assembly